UGAUAACUGUGUCUACAUCAAACACACGCACAAUGGUAACGGCAGAGCAUGCGCACAACAUCUCCUCCACAUCAUUGGUCCUCGAAAGUAUUGAUGGCUUCGCGAGGCUCGCCGGCCCUCGUCUACGCAUGUGCGGACUGUAAGGGUGUACAGCUCUAGUAGCGGUCAAAAUGUCGGCGCAGGGGGACUGCGAGUUCCUGGUGAAGCGAGCCAGGGAGUUGGUCCAAGGGGACCUGUGGGCAGCCAAGGCCUGGCUUAUCACCGCACGAAGCCUCUACCCCGCCGACUUCAACAUUCAGUAUGAGAUGUACACUAUUGAGAGGAAUGCAGAGCGAACAGCAUCAGCUGGCAGAUUGCUAUAUGACAUGUUUGUAAAUUUUCCAGAUCAACCUGUGGUAUGGCGGGAGAUUAGUGUGAUUACAGCAGCGUUAAGAAAUGAAUCACAAGAUAAGCAAACUCAGUUUUUAAGAGGUUUAUUUGAAACCCUUCCAGGUCGAGUUCAGUGUGAAAUGUUACUGAAAGCCACAGAGCAAUGCUUUAAUACAUUAGAACGGGCAGAAAUGUUGCUCUUGCUUUUGCGACGUUUCCCUGAGACCGUGGUUCAACACGGGGUGGGCCUUGGGGAAACCUUAUUAGAAGCAGAAAAUAUUGAAGACCAAGAAUCUCCUGUCAAUUGCUUUAGAAAAUUAUUUGUCUGUGAUGUCCUUCCCCUAAUAAUUAACAACCCUGAUGUGCGCCUUCCUGCCAACCUGUUAUAUAAGUACCUGAAUAAAGCUGCAGAGUUUUAUAUUAAUUAUGUGACUAGAUCUGCACAGACUGAAAACCAGUACCAAGCUACACAGGAUACAUCUGAUCUGGUGUCCCCCAGCAAACGGAGCUCUCAGAAAUAUGUGAUAGAGGGCUUGACUGAGAAAUCAUCUCAAAUUACGGAUCCUUGGGAAAGAGUGUUCAAGAUACUGUCCAUAGUGGGUGUAAGAUGUGAAUGGCAGAUGGACAUGGCAAGAAGAGGUUUUGGUGACACAUUGCUCAAAAUGAAAGAUGUCUGCAGAUACAUCAGUAACUAUGAUAAUGAAGCUCAUGCAAAAUACAAGACCCAGGUGGUAUAUUCAACAAUGCUGGUUUUCUUCAAGAAUGCAUUCCUAUAUGUCAGUAGCAUCCAACCUUCCCUCUUUCAAGGGCCAAAUGCUCCAAACCAAGUUCCACUGGUUCUCCUAGAGGAUGUGUUGAAUGUUUAUGGUGAUACAGAUACUGAACGCAGCAAACAUGUACACAAAAAGCGGAAGCUGGCCGAAGGGAGAGAGAAAACCAUGAGCUCUGAUGACGAAGAUCCUUCUGGGAAGGGGAGAAGUAGGCACAUUACAAUAAAUGCAGCAGACCUUUCAAACUCCAUUGAAGUACAAGAAAGCUUCAGGUUGGCUAGGGAGAGCUGGGAACUUCUCCAUUCACUGGAAUCACUGGAUAAAGAAUUCACAAGAAUUUGUGUGUCGUGGAAGACUGAUACCUGGCUUUGGCUACGGAUCUUCCUCACAGAUAUGAUUAUCUAUCAGGGUCAAUAUAAAAAAGCAAUUGCCAGCUUGCAUCACUUAGCAGCUCUGCAGGGAUCUCACUCUCCACAGCAGAUCCUGGGGCAAGGAUCACUAGAGAAUCAGCGAGCCCUAAUCCAGCUUGCAACCUGUCACUUUGCCCUUGGAGAAUACCAUUUGACCUGUGAAAAGGUACUUGAUCUGAUGUGCUACAUGGUUCUUCCCAUACAAGAGGGGGCUAAACUUCAGGAAGAGCAACGUACGCUGAAGUCAAAAUUCAGGAAAGCUAUGGAGCUGAAGCUCUGGCCGUGCACCAGUAAAGCUGUUAUGCCCUAUUGCCUACGGUUACUGUUAGCUUGUUUUAAGCUGAGAGCUUUCACAGACAAUAGAGACGACAUGGCACUGGGUCAUGUGAUUGUGUUGCUCCAGCAUGAGUGGCCAAGGGGUGAAAACCUGUUCUUGAAAGCAGUUAACAAAAUCUGCCUACAAGGAAACUUCCAGUAUGAGAAUUUUUUCAACUAUGUUACAAAUAUUGAUAUGCUGGAAGAAUUUGCCUAUUUGAGAACACAAGAAGGAGGAAAAAUUCACUUGGAAUUGUUGCCAAAUCAGGGAAUACUGAUAAAAGAAAAAGAGCCCCCUGCUAUCGCAUACAGGUUCUCCCUAAGCGAAGCCGGAGAGAAGGCAUCAUACAGUUACCAGAGGAAUAACCAAAGGUGUGAAGGAGGAUUUCCGCCUGACAAUGGAGCGCCAAGUGUCGCGCUGUGGCGAAAACCUGAUGAUGGUGUUACACAGAUUCUGCAUCAAUGAGAAGAUCUUGCUCCUUCAGACGCUGACCUGAGUAUAAUGGUUUUUCUACUGGAGCAUCUUAGCAGAAUGGGCAGGCAACAAAAAGAGCCGUGCUGUUGCCUUGAUGCUCUGCAAUCCUUGGCUCAGUUGGCUGAAGGAAUGCUAGCUGAGCAGUUAACCAAAAUCAAGAAGGGUGGUUUAUAUACUAUCAAAAUGUCAUGCACCAUUUGGUGAAAUGUUUGAGUUCGCCACUGUAAAUAAAUGAUUUUUAAAAAAUA
Molecule: messenger RNA, 2587 nt
Organism: Rhineura floridana
Lineage: Eukaryota; Metazoa; Chordata; Lepidosauria; Squamata; Rhineuridae
Gene: INTS10
Product: integrator complex subunit 10
Exons: 18
Coding region: 171-2330 (719 amino acids)
Biological process (GO): snRNA processing
Cellular component (GO): integrator complex
Source: RefSeq, a predicted model, not a curated record